Molecule: messenger RNA, 888 nt
Organism: Mucor velutinosus
Lineage: Eukaryota; Fungi; Mucoromycota; Mucoromycetes; Mucorales; Mucoraceae
Exons: 4
Coding region: 1-888 (295 amino acids)
Source: RefSeq, a predicted model, not a curated record
AUGUUCAAGAACAAGAUUUUUGUAACAAGCCAACCCGAUGGAAACACAUUGCAGUUUGUGAAAGAUAUAUUCGCAGCAUCAAAUAACAGGGAUUUUCCUCAAAAGCUUGUCGACACCAGAUUAAAAGACACCAACGGCGACCUUGUAGGUGUGUGUAUACCUUACGAGAUUGAUACAAAGUACUAUACAGCAAAAGUGGAUUUUUGGCUGGACGAGAUUGACAAGGCAACCCAAAAAGAGACAAUUAAAGCUUACUGUGAAAAGGACACGGAGAUAAGCAAAGUCAUUGACGCUUUUGUGUUCAUAUUUGACAAGAAUGAGCCAUCGUCAUUCAACACAGUAAAAGAGUGGUUACCUUUUCUCGAUCAAGCAGAGCCAGGCAUUCGUUUAUGUAUUGGCAGCUCAUCAAAACAACCGUUGGAUAUGGAAGUGGAUGCAGAAAUCAAUGACUGGUGUCUCUCGAAUAGCUUUGACUAUGUUGAUAUGGAUGAAAAGACAGAUAUCCCGAUGGACAAAGUGGGUAUUGAUCUAGCCCUGGAGAUUAUACAGACCAAUUUCUGGGAUGGUAUGGUGAAGAAGAAUGUGAGCGGUGUUGCCGAGGAUGAGGACCUGCUGAGCGAUCUACGAGAAUUAAAGCUAGCACACGACAGAGAUAUUUUGAAGCUGGGCGACGAGGAUAAUGAGGAGGUUGAGGACAUGCCCUCGCAACAUGAGAUUGACAAGAUGAGAGACGAAUUGUUUGGAGAUAUUGAUGGAGAGGAUGGAUUGGAUAAAGCAUUCGAGGCGAUACAAGCAAUGAGGGAGCAUGGCAAGAAUCUCUCUGAUGAGGAACGACGCAAAAUGGCAGCACAAGUCGCUCUUUCAUUUGCUGCUCAACUUGGAUUGUAG